AUGGAGUUGUUACAGGAACCCCUGACAUUUCACGAUGUGGCCGUGGACUUCACCUGGGAGGAGUGGCAGCUCCUGGGCCCCGAGCAGAAGGACCUAUACAGGGACGUGAUGAUGGAGAACUACCGCCACCUGGUGUCAGUGGGGUAUCGAGUCAGUAAACCAGAUGUGCUCUCCAAGUUGGAACGAGGGGAAGAAUCGUGGACAGUACAGCGUGGACUCCACUGUCUAGUCUCUCCAGGUACAGUUGGUGAUUCUCUGCAGUAUCCCUUGCAAAGUCGAAGCAUUCCGAGUCUGGAAAGAUGCUGUGAAAAUAGUAUGUUUGGAGAUAUUGUUAAUCAGAGCAAAGGUAAUUUCCUAUUAAAGCAAAAUCACACUAUGUUUGAGAUACAUGAAAAACUUCCAAUAUCAAAGUUAAGUUUUGAAAACCAAAACAGAAACUGUAACAUAAAGAACUUUGUUGAGUUGAAAGGAGAAGAGACACCCAUUCUGCAUGCUAACCAUGAACAAUUUUACACUGAAAUUAUAUUGCCUGUCAGCACCAAACCCAUCAAUAAUAAGUUGCAGGCCAUUCAGGAACAGAGCACUCACCACAUUGAGAAAGUCCACAUAGGCGCUGAAUGUGGGAAAGCCUUCAAGAAAAUGUCUCAGCUCACUGAUCAUCAGAGAGUUCAUUCUAGAGAGAAACCUAAUGGAUGCAGUCCAUGUAGUAAAGCCUUCUCUAGGAAGUCCAGGCUUAGUGACCAUCAAAGGAUUCAUGAAGAUCUGAAGCAAUAUGAAUGCACUAAAUGUAACAAAACCUUCCUCACAACAUCACAGUUCAGUAUACAUCAGAAAACUCACAUGAGACAGAACUCUUAUGCGUGUAAUGAAUGUGGUAAAGCAUUCAUCAAAAAGUCUCGGCUCAUUUAUCAUCAGCGAUGUCAUACAGGAGAGAAACCCCAUGGGUGCAGUUUAUGUGGAAAGAACUUCUCUACAAAUCUCACUACCCAUCAGAAAACUCAUACAGGAGAGAAACCUUAUACAUGCACAGAAUGUGGAAGAGGCUUUUCAGUGAAGCGUGGCCUCAUCCUACAUCAACGAACUCAUACUGGAGAGAAACCUUACAUAUGUAAUGAGUGUGGGAAAGACUUCACCUGGAAGAACACUCUCAUCAGACAUCAGCGAGCACAUACAGGAGAGAAGCCCUAUGUAUGUGUGUUAUGUGAAAAAGGCUUCACCAUGAAGACUGAUCUCACUGUACAUCGAAGAACUCAUACUUCAGAGAAACCGUAUGUGUGUAGUGAAUGUGGGAAAAGCUUCUCAAUGAAGCACUGCCUCAUGGUACAUCAGCGAAUUCAUACUGGAGAUAAACCUUAUGUAUGUAAUGAGUGUGGGAAAUGCUUCCCCUGGAUGUGCCCUCUCAUCAGACACCAGCGAACACAUACAGGAGAGAAACCCUAUGUGUGCAAUGUAUGUGGAAAAGGCUUCAGCAUGAAGGGGGGUCUCACUGUCCAUGAGCAAACUCAUACUUCUGAGAAACCAUAUAUGUGCAACGAAUGUGGGAAAGGCUUUACUCAGAAGUAUAAACUCAAUGUACAUCGGCUCAUUCACACGGGAGAGAAACCCUAUGUAUGCGGUGAAUGUGGAAAAGGCUUCGCAGUGAAGAACAAGCUGAUUGUACAUCAGCGGAUUCAUACAGGAGGGAAACCUUAUAUAUUGUAG
This is a messenger RNA of Eptesicus fuscus (big brown bat), 1701 nucleotides long. Its product is annotated as zinc finger protein 615-like. Gene Ontology annotation, biological process: regulation of transcription by RNA polymerase II. Bases 1 to 1701 code for a protein of 566 amino acids. The transcript has 4 exons. The record is from RefSeq and is a predicted model, not a curated record. Lineage: Eukaryota; Metazoa; Chordata; Mammalia; Chiroptera; Vespertilionidae. Gene Ontology annotation, molecular function: DNA-binding transcription factor activity; RNA polymerase II cis-regulatory region sequence-specific DNA binding.